UGGUUAUCAUAGUCAUAACCGUGUGUAUGAUUCAAACGACUUAGGCCUUCAAAGACUAAUAUUCUUAAACAAAAGUCGUUAACGAUUUUUCUUGUUCCGACAAUAUAAUAGCUACUAUAAAGUUGUAUUACAAGUUGUGUUGGGUUAUAUUGGUUUGAGGUCCGACUAUGAUACCUAUCAGGAACAGGCUGACUCGUCGGUUGUCAUCGAAGGUCUACUGAUUACGAAUUAUGGUUGUUAUACAUAUUACUGCCAGUAAUAUUUGUUCACUGAAUAUCAAAUCAUUUGAGAAAAGACUUUCGGAUGUUGAUUUAGAUUUGGGUACCAAAUGCAGUCAUUUGAAGAAUGUUUUGCUGAAGCAGCUAAAUUUGUAAAUGCUGAAACAAAUCAAUCAAAAACCGAAGAGGAAUGGUUUUUAGAAUAUAUCGCAAAAGCUGGGCUUUCGUAUUUAUUUGACCGUAAAUAUUUACCAGUAUUUUAUUCACCACAUAUUACCAAAGAUGUGAACGAGUUCAAAGCAAAACUUCGGGAAGAGGCCCGGGGUAGGUUUUUUGAUAGAGAAUUGAACAAGUUACUAACAGGCGACGAGUUAAAGCAUUUGUGGACGUUACUACAAGACUACCAUAUCUCACCACCAAACCAUGUUGCUAGAUUCGAUGGAGAAAAUAAUUUGUACAUAAAUUAUACAAAUUUUGUCAAAGUCAAAGAACUCCUUAGUGACAAAUAUGAAAUGUUUUUCAAACCUAGCGUUUUCCUGCAACUCCAAGAUAGUGGCCAUAAUAAGGGGUUUUUGUCCGUAGACACAUUUUUUAAUUACAUUAUGAAAAAGAUAUGGUCAGAUCAGACAAGAAAUGGACUGUCACAAUAUGACUCCACUGGACUUGGUUACCUCACCGAAUCUGGUUUUGAAGCCUAUAUUUUGGAUCUCAUACCAACUUUGACACAACUGAAGAAAUUAGAAAAGACAUUUUAUGCUUUCUAUGCAUGCAUGGUCGUAAGAAAGUUUUUUUUCUAUUUGGACCCGCUUCACACUGGGAAAAUACGGAUUGUAGAUAUUCUGUCUUGUGGUUUUCUUGACGAUCUUUUAGAGCUACGGGAAGAAAAUUGUAAAGAGUCUCAGAAUAAAAAAAAUUGGUUUUCUGUUCCGUCGGCUCUGCGCAUUUAUUCCAUGUAUUUAGAACUCGAUAAGGAUCAUAAUGGAUUGUUAAAUCGUGAAGAACUGGCAAGUUACAAGUUGGGUUCAUUUACCUCUGCAUUCUUAGACAGAGUCUUCCAAGUUGCCUUUACUUUUGAUGGCCAAAUGGAUUAUAAGGGUUAUUUAAAUUUUGUGUUGGCCACCGAAAAUCGAAAUGAACCACAAGCUCUUAGAUACCUGUUCAAGUUUCUAGAUAUUAAAGACCAAGGAUAUCUGGAUUCGUUUACUAUAAAUUAUUUUUCAAGGGCAGUGGCCGAUCGAUUGCCUCCAACUGAUGGUGAUGGUGAUCAAAGUACAUGCGCCGUUUCAUUGGAGGAUAUCAAAGACGAGAUAUUUGACAUGAUCAAACCUGAACAACCUGACAGGAUCACGCUCAAAGACAUAGUUCGUAGUGGUAUGGGUCAAACUCUAGUCAACAUAUUAGUUGAUGUCAACGGUUUUUGGUCUUAUGAGUUCCGUGAGACGAUCGCCUCAAAUCAGAUGACUGGCGUAGAACAAGAUAAAUAUUUCAGUGGCGGCAGUGUAAAACAUUAAAAUAGUCAAAAAUAUUUCUUCGUUGGUGCAAUUCAUUAGAACGACAGUGUCAAAAGUUAAGUCUAAAAACAAACAGCAGAAAAGAACACGCACGAGUAUGUUUGGAAUCAUUUCUAAAUUAAUUAAUUUGACAUUGUAGUGAGAGAAGUGAACAAGAAAAAUGAAAGAUUGACUGACUAAAGCAGUCUCCAGCCCCUAUAUAACAUACCACGAAAAGCAUAAACAGGGAUGAAACGUCUUGAUUGAGUCAUGCUUUACAAUCAAAACAAGACAGUUACUUUUUAUUUAUCACCUUCCCUUAUUUAAUGCUUUUUGUGGUGCCUAGAAGACGCUGAGACAGACAAUGACUCAUGGCUACUUUGUAGUUGCUAAAAGUCAUACCAUAUGUAUAAUCGUGUUAGCAUAUUCUUUUCUGUGGUCUUAGAAAUACAAGAGGUAUUGAUUUUAUUAAUAUUCCAAAGGAGAAUAUAACAGAGCCCUAACUCCACCGUCGAAUACAAUUUAGAUUUCACUAUAAUGCGCAGUGUAUUAUUCGUUGGCGCCAUCUCUUAGUAAAACCGGAAAAGACUUAUGCAUACAUCUGGUAUAUACAACAAUUAAUCUACACUGUCCAUGUAAAUAUUUGUUCAUCACAAAAUUUACACGAACAGUGAAGUGGAAAAUGUAAUAUCAAAUAGUACAUAGAAUAGGGGUUGAAAAAAAACUCCUCAGCCACCUUCUGUACAAUUACAAGUUCUUGAAUAUUUGAUAACUCUACAAAACAUGUGCCUGAACUACAAAUAGAUGCCAUGGAGUCGUCGGGAUAGCGUACAUUAUAAAAAAAUAAUUUUAAAUAAUAUUUUGCCCCGAACAGCAUCUAUAAUUACCCGCUUGAAUUUCAUUUUUAUGUAAAUCGGCACAGCUCCGAACGGUUCGUAAUGCUUCCAGAUCGCGGAUAAUAAACCCAUCAUUCAUUAUUCCUCUGUCAAACGUUGUGAGAUUUCGAAAAAUUUUCAAGUUUUCAGCUAUUUCUAAAAAACAUAACACUCCAGAUCUUUCCAUGUAUUCAACAAGAUGUUCUACAUUAUUGUCACCUUUUGGUAAUUUCAUUUUGAAUGACCGUUGUUUGGCUCGAAUUUUGCAAUUUUCCCGCACAAACCAAUCAAACAAAGAAAAAGUAAACAAGUGAAAACAAACUCCUCAACUACCUUCUGUACAAUUACAAGUUCUUGAAUAUUUGAUAACUCUACAAAACAUGUGCCUGAACUGCAAAUAGAUGCCGUGGAGUCGUCGGGAUAGCGUACAUUAUAAAAAAAUAAUUUUAAAUAAUAUUGUGCUCCGAACAGCAUCUAUAAUUACCCGCUUGAAUUUCAUUUUUAUGUAAAUCGGCACAGCUCCGAACGGUUCGUAAUGCUUCCAGAUCGCGGAUAAUAAACCCAUCAUUCAUUAUUCCUCUGUCAAACGUUGUGAGAUUUCGAAAAAUUUUCAAGUUUUCAGCUAUUUCUAAAAAACAUAACACUCCAGAUCUUUCCAUGUAUUCAACAAGAUGUUCUACAUUAUUGUCACCUUUUGGUAAUUUCAUUUUGAAUGACCGUUGUUUGGCUCGAAUUUUGCCAUUUUCGCGCACAAACCAAUCUAAUACAGAAAAAGUAAACAAGUGAAAUUCUAUGAAGUUGUUGACCGAUGCCUCAGUUAACUAUGUAACGUUCCUGCCUGAUCGUACCAUUGUAUGGUUUUUGUUCUGUCUAGCUGCCCCAUCACUAAAUAGAAUAAUAUUCAUGCGUUGACGAGGAUACAGUUUUCAAAAUAAUGUAGAAGAAAAGAACAAACAUCAUCCGGAGACUUCCUAGCCUCUCCUUCAUUGUACAUAUACAUUUUUGCCUGAUUUGUUUUUACGUCAUGUAUACAAAAAAUAUUUACCUAUAACUGGCGCAUAUAAAAAACCUCUUGAACAGGUAUGUUCGGUAAGGGUAAUUUUGACAUGUAGUCAAAACAUAAAACUACCGUGUCAUCAUCGUUUUUUUCUUGGCAGUAAUUAACUCAGUAUUUUUUGGUUCUUCUUUUGUGUAAUAUAAGCUCAUCAGCUGCACGCCGUUUAGCACUCUCACUUAAGGCUGUAUCUCUUAUUUUCGUGUUUAAAAUUUCGCACUGGCUGUACACAUCUACUUGUGGUUGACCAAAGGUAUAAUCAAAAUUUUCUUUAAAAUAUUUAUAAUAGAAGUUGUAUUUUACUUUGAUUGCUAAAUCUGGAUAUUCUUUCACAAACAUUUGAUGCAUGUUUACGAUGUUUAAUCGUGCAUCUAAAUAUUUUUUAGAUUUUAUUCCAUAAUGGGUAUUUUUAACAUUAAAUCGAUUGAUGUGUUGAUGAAUUUCAACAUAAAUGUCACCGUCUAUUGCGUUUCCACUAAUAUUUUUUCCACGUUUGUCUUCCGGCAUUUUAUUAUUGUAAUAACUAAUAAAAAAGAGAGAGAAUGACAGUGAAGGUAGAUGGCAUAAAUAAAUUAAUAGAAGGAAACGUAAGAUGUGUGAAGUUAGAACUAAGAUAUAUUUAAGCGAAAGAAGAGACUAAUUAUGAAUUAAAGUAUUUUAUUAGUUAUUACUAUUAAUUGUAGUUAGUGUGUUAAACUACUCUUACUUGAUAUAUCUUGACUGCAAAUCUUGUUUUAAGGUGUAGAGAGGAGAAGAAGUGAUUUAGAUUUAUUAGAUGUUAAAUAAAUAGAAAAAUAGUUUAUUAUGUAAGCAUGUAUUAUAAUUGAUAGUCAUUUAAACAUGAAUUUAUAUUAAGUUAAACUAUUAAAUUAUAUUAAGAAUAAAGACACCAAGUCACAAUGUAAGACUGAUAAAAAGGUUGCAAAGUAAAAGAGUGAAGCUGAGCACUUAAGUCUGAACGCUAGAGGAGAAAAAAUAGAAGUGGCUCUUUGACGAAUUGUCAAAAGCUGAUCAGAUCCCAGAGGGCUCUUAGGUCUGUUACAAUGAAUCAUGGUAAUAAAAUUUUAUGUGAUGAAAUACGUUAUUUAAUUAAAAAGAAAGAUGCCCUUUACAACGCGGUACGAGAAUUAAUUUGUGUAAACAAACAAUGAUAAGUAAUACGUUGUAUGUUGCUAAUCCAUACGUGUAGCUGUAUGAACUCAUUUAUGGCUUUUUCGGCAAGGACCAUGCAAACAAAAUUAAACUAUUAUACGCCUCAGCGGCGUCGACAUGUCACUGGCAAUCGCCAACGAGACGUUUGAAUUUAACUAAGUAUCAAAAUAAUAUUACCUAAAUUUUCAUCAAUUAUCUACAUAUUAUGAAAUACUAUCAUAUCUUAUGUAAUAUUUUAGACAUAGUUUGUUACCCUACAUCUUAUGUGCUACCAUUACAUAUUGUUUAUUAUUUCCUGUUUGUUUUAUAUAAUGAAUACGAGGUGUGACAAUUAAGUAAUGAGACUGACGUUAUAAAAGCCGUAUAUUUAAAAAUUAUUCAACAACUGUUCUAUCCCCUUCAAAGUAGUCCCCUUGGGCAGCUAUACACCGAGCCCAUCGCAUUUUCCACGCGUCGUAACAUUUCUGGAACGCUUCAACUGGAAUGUCCAUGAGUACCCUCGUCACGGCCGCUUGGAUCGCCU
Daktulosphaira vitifoliae (grape phylloxera) is the source of this 5312-nucleotide messenger RNA. RefSeq names its product serine/threonine-protein phosphatase 2A regulatory subunit B'' subunit gamma-like. Lineage: Eukaryota; Metazoa; Arthropoda; Insecta; Hemiptera; Phylloxeridae. Gene Ontology annotation, cellular component: centrosome; spindle. Gene Ontology annotation, biological process: positive regulation of B cell differentiation; B cell homeostasis; microtubule cytoskeleton organization. The record is from RefSeq and is a predicted model, not a curated record. The transcript has 11 exons. The coding region runs from base 329 to 1729 and encodes 466 amino acids.